Molecule: messenger RNA, 2791 nt
Organism: Oryzias latipes (Japanese medaka)
Lineage: Eukaryota; Metazoa; Chordata; Actinopteri; Beloniformes; Adrianichthyidae
Source: RefSeq, a predicted model, not a curated record
CACACGUAUAAGAGGUGGAAGUGAAAGUGAGCUCGUAUUUCUGCGUCUGCUCUUUCACUGUACAGACAUGGAAAAGUUUCAGGCAAUUCUUAAGUUUGCCAGCAAACAAACCAACUUUGGAUAUGGAUUGGUUGCUCUGAUAACGGCAUGUGGAGAGCAGAUCUUCUCAUCGGUAGCCUUCAAAUGUCCCUGCAAUGAGCUGAAUUUUAUCUACGGCUUAGUCUUUCUGUUGAUGCCAGCCCUGGCCUUGCUGCUGCUUGGCAUCAUUCUCAGUAAGAAGACUUGGAAACUGACGACAGGGUUUUGCCAUCGCAACUCAAAGCUAUGUAACUGGAGGAAUCUGAAGAGCAUGGGAGUGACUGUCUUCCAAAUCAGUGCUUCUGCACUGGUAGCGCCGUCUACUUGGAUUGCUGUGGCUCUGCUGCAUGGCAGCUAUUAUGAGUGUGCCAUGACGGGGGCCAACUCCACCAGCUACACUGAGGUUGUGUGCAGGGGGGUGAACUUUGAAGCCAAAUGCGUUACAGAGCUGCAAACGUUUCCUUGUAGAAACACUGGAAAUGAAAUAGAGGAAAUUCUGCGAACCGUCAGAGCUCAUUCUCAGAUUCUGGGCUGGCUGGUCAUCGCCUCCAUCAUGAUAUCCAACCUGUUGAUGAUUUGUGUGGCUCACUGCUUCUCCCCCAUCAGCUACCUGCAGCUAAAGUUUUGGAAGAAUUAUACUGAGGAAGAGAAUGACCUCAUGAACAACUACUCAACACAAAACUUGGUCUCUUACCACCGUGGUCCAAAUAAGGAGACGGCAUUCAUGCUGCACAAAACUGAUCACAGUGUUGACAGCACCACAGCAACUAUUCUGGGCUGGCUGGUCAUCGCCUCCAUCAUGAUAUCCAACCUGUUGAUGAUUUGUGUGGCUCACUGCUUCUCCCCCAUCAGCUACCUGCAGCUAAAACUACAGAUUCUGGGCUGGCUGGUCAUCGCCUCCAUCAUGAUAUCCAACCUGUUGAUGAUUUGUGUGGCUCACUGCUUCUCCCCCAUCAGCUACCUGCAGCUAAAGUUUUGGAAGAAUUAUACUGAGGAAGAGAAUGACCUCAUGAACAACUACUCAAUUAAACAUGCCAAAGAGCUUGCAAAGAGGAACCUGACGAGCUUUUUUAAUCAGACCCUGCCGGCAAAAAUUGUCACCCCCUGCAAUAAGGAUUGGGAGAAGAUUUCCUCACUCUAUAAGUUCAGUACCAAAGACCACUUCUACAGCACUCUGCAUGGAUACAUAGAAAACAAGGACAAGACGGAAGGUUGCAUGAGGUUGGCUUCAAUGAGGUCAAAUGAGUUUGCUAACAACCCUCCAGUUCUAGACGUUGAGGAUGGAGGAACAGCAGCUCUGUGAGGACGAACCGGCUCAACCCAAGACUUGAUUUCAGAUCCAGCACUCUUGGGAGCUUCAAGAAUGAUGUCCUGGGGUUGGCUUGGGUCAGUCAAGUUAAGCAGUAGCUACUUUUGUGAAAACUUGUUACCGGGACAAUUUAGAAUUUCCUACAGUAAAGCUAAAUGAAGAAACGUUAGCAUCCAAAAUACUCCCCUGUUUUAAAGAAUUCACAAAAAGUCAAUAUUGUAUUUUAAAAACUGCAUAACCCUAGAAAACUUUCAGUAUAAAAAGUUAAAUCCCUUUUGCUGUGUAAAUUUUACCUAACAUAAUGUACCCAACAAAGAGUACUUGUCAUAAAGAAUAGAUCAAAACAUGAUAACUUAGAGUGGUUUUAUUUUUUUAUUUUUAACUGUGGUAUGUGUAAGAAAAAGAACAUAGGAAGUUCCUAAAAGCAUGCUCAAAAAUUACUAAAACAUUAGGAAUUUAAAAGAUAAAAAAUUCCUAAAUAAAAGAUAAUAAAAUGAUACUAGAAACUUGAUCUUUGGUCCACCCAUUCCUGGGACAUGUGAGACUUCCCUGGUGAAAGCACAGACUGCUUGAAACCAGACACAUUGAAAUUCAUGUAAAUAGUUUUGCUCGGGUUGUCACGGUGAGGGAAGGUUGAAGCACCCAGGCGCAGACAGGAGAGGAGGCAGGAGUUCCAGGAACAAGGGCUUUUAAUGAUAAAACUAAACAAACCAAAAACCACUGCUAAAGCAGGCAAACCAAAACUCGAAACUUGAAACACUCAUUAUACUCGAAAGCAGGGGAAGAGCAGAAUUACAAACUAUGGACCAGCCCAGGAGGAAGGGAAAGACAAGACUUAAAUACAUACAAGGCAACAAGACACAGGUGGAAACACUCAGGACUGAUGGGGAAAGGUAAAACUCAAACAACAAAUAAAACAGGAAAUACUACAAAAUAAAAGGAAGUAACUGAAACCUAUCCAGGAAAUAAAGGAACCAAACACAAAGAAACUGAAACCGUUACACAGGUGAAAGUCACCCGGGGAUAAUCCUCUAGGGUUCAUCUUUUUGCCCUGAAUUGAGUUGUUUCAGUGUUAAAAUACUUUUCUAUUGGGGAAAAAAACUAAAAUUUUGUCUUUAAUAAAUGAACACAAAUCAGAAGCUUGGCUAUAUUGAAUCCUCAGUAUCUGUAAAUAUUUAUAAACGUUUUACACCAGAGGGAAAAACCAUUUUGUUAAGGAAAAAUAUAUUUUCUGGGAACAUUUAGACGUCAGCAUCAGCCAUGAAAAUCUUGUCUGACAUGAAAUCAGUCUGUAACUUCAAAACAAUUGGAGACCACUGAUCUAAGAAACCCCAGAAUGCUGUUUCCAUAUGUAAUGCUGUUGUAACACAGUUAUAGUUUUGCUAAUAAAAAACAUAUUCAGAA